AUGGACGCAGAACUGAAAGAGACCGUGAUCAAGAACUUCCCAGAGGAUCGCGCUGCAUUCGUCAAAGAGCUCGUAACACUAGCCACCGGCGACACCGGGGGCCGAGGCGCUGCGAAAACAAAAAUAGACCUGAGACGCAUUAGCCAUACUCUAUCCAUGUGGACCUUGAUCGCGGAUCCCUCCAACGACGCAUUGAAAUGCUUCCCACAAAAGUGCGAGAACAUCUCAACCCUUCUCCUAGAGGUAGCUGAUAGGUUGGCUUCCGAGGUAGUUCUCCCCUACCUGAUGAAGAUGUUCAACAUGCUUGCUAUGCAUAUAGGUCGUCUUACCUUGCGCUUCUCCGAUGAGGAAGAGGAGGAAGUCGAGAAUGAUGCCAGGCGUACAGAGUUACAGCAGCUUUCUUGGAAGAUAAAGGAUCCCGCCUCUGAUAAUCGUCACGAGGUUAUCAUGCGUGCGCUCUGGGUCCGGCUUUUUACCACUCACGAUGACUGUAUUUGUCGCCAGUGCUUGGGUGCGUAUGUGCCGGACCUCGCUCUGUAG
Penicillium brevicompactum is the source of this 540-nucleotide messenger RNA. RefSeq lists its product as uncharacterized. The record is from RefSeq and is a predicted model, not a curated record. The transcript has a single exon. Bases 1 to 540 code for a protein of 179 amino acids. Lineage: Eukaryota; Fungi; Ascomycota; Eurotiomycetes; Eurotiales; Aspergillaceae.